Nematocida minor is the source of this 489-nucleotide messenger RNA. Its product is annotated as large subunit ribosomal protein L12e. The record is from RefSeq and is a predicted model, not a curated record. Gene Ontology annotation, molecular function: large ribosomal subunit rRNA binding; structural constituent of ribosome. The coding region runs from base 1 to 489 and encodes 162 amino acids. Gene Ontology annotation, cellular component: cytosolic large ribosomal subunit; ribosome. Lineage: Eukaryota; Fungi; Microsporidia. The transcript has a single exon. Gene Ontology annotation, biological process: translation.
AUGAACAAGACUGAGGAAAUAAAAUACGUUAGACUGAGAGUAGUAGGCGGAGAGCCUGCAGGAGGCGCUUCUCUUGCACAGAAAGUGGGGCCUCUGGGAUUCAACGCAAAGCAGGUCGGUGAGAACAUUGCCAAGCAGACAAAAGAGUACAUGGGGUACAAAAUUGGAGUGCUGCUUGCCAUCCAAGGAAGACAGAUGGAAAUCACUGCAGAGCCCGGAACAGCAGCGCUGAUUCUGAAGGAGCUGAAGGAGCCCCCAAGAAACAGAAAGAAGGAAAAGAACGUCCAGCACAAUGGAUCGCUUGCUCUGCAGGCAGUCAUUGAAAUCGCAAAGAAGCAGAGAUCCAAGUCCUACGCCAGAGAGCUCUCUGGGGUGGUGAAGGAGGUCCUUGGUACAUGCCUUUCAGUCGGUUGUCUCGUAGACGGAGAGUCUCCAAAGGAAAUUACUAGAAGAAUCCAGCAGGGAGAAAUAGUCAUUGCAGACGAAUAA